Molecule: messenger RNA, 1840 nt
Organism: Lindgomyces ingoldianus
Lineage: Eukaryota; Fungi; Ascomycota; Dothideomycetes; Pleosporales; Lindgomycetaceae
Product: putative AMP-binding enzyme
Exons: 2
Coding region: 23-1657 (544 amino acids)
Biological process (GO): secondary metabolic process
Molecular function (GO): CoA-ligase activity
Source: RefSeq, a predicted model, not a curated record
AUCAUCGUUGUCCUUUUUCAAAAUGCCGCUCCUUGCGAAGGAAAAUAUCGAUAUACCCACGAAGGAUAUCCUUUCUUGGGCAUGUGAUAACUCUGGUUUUGAUCAGAACAAACCGAUUUACAUCGAUGCAGCGGAUCCUUCAAACUCAAUAUCCGCCGCGCAAGCCACGACUCUAAUCCGCAAACUUGUCGCGGGAUUCAAACAGGCGGGUCUAGAGAAUGGCGAUACAGUGCUUAUCCAUUCUUUCAACAACAUCUACUAUCCAAUUAUCGUCCUGGGUAUCAUUGGCUUUGGCGGAGUGUUUACUGGCACGAAUCCGAGCUACACGACACAUGAACUAAAACACGCAAUCUCAGCAUCGAAAGCGAAGUGUGUAAUUUCAGAACCAGAAAUUCUGGAAGCGAUUACUGCGGCGGCGAAGGAUGUUCCGAUUCCGAGUUCCCGAAUUCUAGUGCUAAAUUCCACGGAGAAGGAGGAAUUUGAUGAUGGGCAACAAUCCUGGAGGAGCCUAUUAAACCAUGGUGAAGAAGACUGGCACAGAUUCGACUCAGAGGAAAUAUCCAAAGACACAACAGCAAUGCUCCUCUUCUCAUCCGGCACAACCGGACUCCCAAAACCCGCAAUUCUCUCCCACCACAACCUCAUCGCCCAACACCACAUCGUCUUCGAGCACAAGCCCCGACCUUACGAUCUCUCUCGGCUCAUCGCCCUCCCCAUGUUCCACGCCGCCACUGCUCCCUCCACACAUACCUCCGCUCUCCGUUCCGGACACGCGCAGUACAUUAUGCGCCGCUUCGAAGUCAACGCCUUCAUGGCCUACGCCGAAAAAUACCGCAUCACAGACCUCACGCUCGUACCUCCCAUGGUCACCGCGAUCGUCAUGUCACCUCUCCCUCCACCGCAGAAAAAACAGCAUCUGCAGCACGUUAAAGCCGCUUUCGCCGGUGCUGCACCCCUAGAUAAAGCCAUGCAAGCACGUUUCCAAUCCCUACUUUCCCCUUCCACCCCAUUCACUCAGAUCUGGGCUAUGACCGAAACAUCGUGUUUCGCAUCUUUGUUCCACUAUCCUGAGAACGACGACACCGGCUCCGUUGGUCUCUUCUUACCGAACCUAGACGUCAAACUCGUUGACGAGCACGGGACCGAUAUUUCCUCCCACGGCGUUCGUGGCGAGCUCUGUGUGCGCGGACCAACCAUCAUCAGAGGUUACAUGGGCGUCGACCGAUCCCAGGAUUUCGAUGCCGAGGGGUAUUUCCGCACCGGCGAUAUCUUGUACUGCGACCCCCAGUCCGGGAAAUGGUAUAUCGUUGACCGUAAAAAAGAGCUUAUUAAAGUCAGGGGGUUUCAAGUAGCCCCAGCGGAGCUCGAGGGGGUAUUGCUGGACCAUCCGAAUAUUGUGGAUGCAGCAGUCAUUGGGAUUCCCACGCCGGAGGGGGACUCGGAGUUGCCGAGGGCGUAUGUGGUGAAGAAGGAAGGGGUAGGGAAAGAGUUGGGAGAAGAACAUGUUAGAGCGCAUUUGGAGGAGAGGUUGGCGAAGUAUAAGAGGUUGGAUGGGGGUGUGAAGUUUGUGGACAUGAUCCCGAAGACGCCCAGUGGGAAGAUUUUAAAGAGGGUUUUGAGGGAGCAGGCGAAGAGGGAGGUUGGGGCUAAAUUAUAAGGAGUUCGAUUAUUAAACCUUAUCUGGAUUGGGAAUUUAAGUGUAACUACAAUGUAUUAACUUGGCAUGCGUAUCUGAUAUCCCACUCCCGCGUCUGAGACCUAAUAAUGGUGUUCAAGUAUUUCCACAAAGUGAAGGGAUAAUCGCACGAGAUACUGGACCCCUGCUCUGCACUCUUCACUC